This is a messenger RNA of Miniopterus natalensis, 1561 nucleotides long. RefSeq names its product cytohesin 1 interacting protein (gene CYTIP). The record is from RefSeq and is a predicted model, not a curated record. Gene Ontology annotation, molecular function: protein binding. Gene Ontology annotation, cellular component: cell cortex. Lineage: Eukaryota; Metazoa; Chordata; Mammalia; Chiroptera; Miniopteridae. Gene Ontology annotation, biological process: regulation of cell adhesion.
UACUUUUAGCUUCCCUCAUCCUGCAAGGCCAUUCAACCAUGUGCCAGCUGGAGUGAUCUAUAUUCACAAUGUCUUUACAAAGGCUCAUGCAGCAGAGCAGCAACUGCAACUUGGUGGACUGCUGUGCUGGUUCAGCAUGCAGCUCUUACUCCACACUCACAGGCAACUUUUCCAUGGAUGAUAAUAGAAGAAUUCAAAUGCUGGCUGACACUGUGGCCACUUUGCCUCGGGGACGAAAGCAGCUUGCUUUGAUGAGAUCAAGUUCCUUAGGUGACUUUUCCUGGUCUCAAAGAAAGCUUGUUACUGUGGAAAAGCAGGAUAAUGGAACAUUUGGAUUUGAAAUUCAGACUUACAGGCUCCAGAACCAGAACAGCUGCUCCUCAGAGCUGUGCACUCUGAUCUGCAAAAUCCAGGAGGACAGCCCAGCACACUGUGCUGGACUGCAAGCCGGUGAUGUCCUUGCAAAUAUCAAUGGUGUGGGCACAGAAGGCUUUACCCACAAGCAAGUUGUUGACCUGAUCAGAUCGUCAGGAAACCUCCUAACGAUAGAGACUCUUAAUGGAACAGCAAUUCUCAAAAAAGCAGAGCUUGAAGCCAAGCUGCAAGUCUUAAAGCAAACCUUGAAGAAGAAAUGGGUGGAGUUCAGAACUCUGCAGUUACAGGAACAGCGCCUGCUUCAUGGUGAUGCAGCUAACUGCCCAAGUUUGGAAAACAUGGACAUAGAUGAAUCCAUUUUGUUCGGGACCCUGUCCGGAUCAGGCUCAGCCUUCCCAGACCGGAACCGAUUAUCCAGCGAGAGCAGCUGUAAAAGCUGGCUGAGCUCCAUGACAGUGGACAGCGAGGACGGCUACCAGACAUGCGUGUCUGAGGACUCGGGCAAGGGGCCCUUCAGCCGCCAGACCAGCACAGACGACGAGUGCUUUGUCCUCAAGGACGGGGACGAUUUUCUGAAGAGGUCGUCUUCGAGGAGGAACCGGAGCAUCAGUACGGCCAGCAGCGGGUCCAUGUCUCCCAUGUGGGAGGGCAACUUCUCCAGCAUGUUUGGGACCCUGCCCCGGAAAAGCAGAAGGAGCAGUGUCCGUAAACAUCUGCUGAAAUUUAUCCCUGGCCUUCACCGCCCCGUGGAAGAGGAAGAGAGUCGCUUCUGAUGGGCCGCCAUGCCCUUUCCUGCGAGCUUGACUUCUGGACUCGUUCAGAUCAACUCCACCCAGUUCAGUGGGAAAGUGCAAAUGAAUUGCAAAACUGACAUCCCAUUUCACGGCAAGAGUGACCUUUAUUUAAAGUUUUUCUAUAGUUAUUUUUGCUUCUUAAUUUUUUAGGGGGAACAGCUCAAGUUCUAAGCAGACAGUAAGGAAAUAAGGUUAUAAUUUAGAUAAUACAACAAACUAACACAAGUGCUUGCUCAUCCUAAUGCUGCCUGCGAAGGCAAGAGUACUAUUUAUUUUAUAGAUUACCCGUGUGAAAAAUUGAGAGCUUUUGAGACAAGUGUCAAUAAGAGAGUGAUAUAAUUAUUUGGAAUAUCUUCUGUAGGUUAAUAGGUACAUAUCAAAGCUUUAUGUUC